Molecule: messenger RNA, 1743 nt
Organism: Macrosiphum euphorbiae (potato aphid)
Lineage: Eukaryota; Metazoa; Arthropoda; Insecta; Hemiptera; Aphididae
Source: the annotation of a GenBank genome assembly
AUGGUCGAUUCGUUCUCAGCUCGUCAAAAACUUGUUUCAUUAGAUCGGAGGACGAAACCGUUUUCGCCGACGUCGCUCAGGUCGACGCUGUCCACCACGAACCGUCAGGUGUCCGUCGCCAACGCAUCUUCGGCGAGUGGCAAGAGACGCGACUCGCUGUCCAGCUCGGCUGGAGCCUCGUCAGUACGUCGUCUCAUCGAAGUGGUCCGAACAACUCCAUCCAACAUGGGUCCAGUGUACAGUCGGAGAUUGUUGUGCCGCAACUACGUCACGCUGUGCCUUGGACAUGGCGCGGCCGCCGCCGCUUUGGUUCCGUUUAUGGCACUACAGGGUUCUAUAUCCGCUUGGUGGUGGCCGGACAAUUUGAAGCAGAAUGGUGGGUUUACCACCGUGACCACAGACAUUGGUUCUAUCCUGCUGUCUGCAAUGUUUGGCAUGGCAGCUAUGAGCGCACUGUUUGGGCCGACGGCCGUUCACCGCCUGGGCACCAGAACAUGUCUGGUGGCCGGUUACCUGGUGUCCGUCGCGUUCGUCACCGUACACCUGUACCCAAAGGUGGCGGUACUGGUGCCCGGUUACUUCCUGAUGGGUGCCUGGUUGGGAUGCUGGACGGCGUCUCGGACCGCUGUGCUCAUGGCGCUCGCAUCUAAAAUGGCAUACGUGCUGUCCGACCGAGAGGAGUGCGAACUCGAGGGAAACGGUCGGCGAGAAGCGGUGGCCAGGAAUCUAGCCAGGGGACUACAGGUGGCACACGACAUUGGCUUGAUUGCCGGAAACGCGUUCGUCGCGUACAUGAUAAGUGGCACGCGAACGGACGAUAUCCUCGGAACCAUGUUUGCCAGGGACGGUGGACCUGGAACAGAUCGGACUUGCGGUAGCGUUGCCUGCCCUCUGGAAAAUACGGUGGAAAUCAAGCUCGGGCCAACCGCCAACUUCUCGUCCAAUCAGACGGUCGCAUUGGUCGACGUUCGCAAUCACAUGGUCUUGCCUUGUAAAACCACACAGCUGUUGGCCAGCGUCUUCGCCGGAUGCUGUUUCGUCGGCGUCGCUGUCACCGCGACUUUCAUGACGCGCAUCCGACUUUUCGUGUACGCUUCAGCGUCCGAGAAACGAAAAUCGGACAGCGCCAGGUCGUUUGCGGCCGUCCGCGAUGCAUUCCGCAACACCAAACUUCAGCUCAUCGCUCCACUGUCGUUGUUCAUCGGACUUGAACAAGGAUUUAUCUAUUCCGAUUUCUCCAAGUUUUACGUCGUGUGUUCAGUGGGUGUGUCCAAUGUGCCCACAGUUCUGCUGAGCUUGGGUCUGCUUCAACUGGUAGCCGGGUUUACCGUGAGUCUGAUCCUGCAACACAUCCGCCGGUACCACAUAAUAGUGAUUGGGUUGGCGUUUCAUUCGUGUUUGCUAAUGGUGCUGAUGAAGUGGAAACCGUCGGGCGACGAUGCUGCGCUACUGUACGUCAUAGCAGCCGCCUGGGGCGUAUGCAAUGCCAUUUGGAACACACUGUGUUUCAACUUUGUGAUAUCCCUGUAUCCGGACUAUUGGCACGGGCCGAUGGCGCACGGUUACUUCUUUCGGUACGCGGGCAUGGCGCUGGCUUUCGGGCUGCACAGUGUCGUGUGCAACACCACCAAACUGUACUGCUUGUCGGCCGCGCUAGUGGUGGCCGUAGUGCUGUACGGCUGGUUGGAGUGGCGAUUGCAGCUGACCGGCAAGCGGCGACGGACCGCCAACCGUUCAUCAUGA